Molecule: messenger RNA, 651 nt
Organism: Australozyma saopauloensis
Lineage: Eukaryota; Fungi; Ascomycota; Pichiomycetes; Serinales; Metschnikowiaceae
Exons: 1
Coding region: 1-651 (216 amino acids)
Cellular component (GO): endoplasmic reticulum-Golgi intermediate compartment; extracellular exosome
Molecular function (GO): calcium ion binding
Source: RefSeq, a predicted model, not a curated record
AUGCUAGGUCAAAAUUUUGUUUUUCUGCUUCUAAUUACCGCGGCAUUCGCACACAAAGCAUACCCUGUUAAACCUCUGCAUCUCACUUGGCAAGAAUGGCACAUGAGUGAAGAACAUCAAAUUGACACCUUUGAUCCUCUGUCCUUUUUCAUGCUUCAUGAUAUUCAAGGAAAAGGUCAUUGGACAGCGGAGGACAUUUUAUACAUAUACGGCUUGUCUCUUGAUUCCGUGAUCGGAGAUGGAAGCGGAAUGGGAGAACACGACCACGAGGAAAAGAUCUCUCCAGACUUCAAGAAGAAAGUGAUCGAGGAAGUUUCAGUGAUGUUGAAGGCAGAUUCAGAUGGAACUAUUUCCAAAGAUAAAUGGCUUGAGUUCGCCAACAAUGGCGGACUGUUACCCGAUUUCGGUGCUGGGCCUGGACACCAUUUUGACUUCGAGACCGAGUACGAAAACCAUCACUGGAACAAAUACCACAGAGAUAGCGACCCAGAUGUGCGAAUCAAGCACAAGGAGGAUAUUGUGCAUGAACUCUUGCAUCAUCAACAUGAGAUUGAGGAGACUCACGCUGACCAUCCUGAGGUCAGAGAGAAGUUGCAAAACUACCUCAGUCCAAUCAAAUUAGAUAACGUGCCAUCUAGAUACCUUUUUUGA